This is a messenger RNA of Alternaria atra, 2130 nucleotides long. RefSeq lists its product as uncharacterized. The transcript has a single exon. The record is from RefSeq and is a predicted model, not a curated record. Bases 1 to 2130 code for a protein of 709 amino acids. Lineage: Eukaryota; Fungi; Ascomycota; Dothideomycetes; Pleosporales; Pleosporaceae.
AUGGAGCCACGACUGAAUGCGCUACUGGACAUCUCGAACCAAAGUAGCAUGCCGUACAUCGCAGAGCCACCGAACAUGAGCUCAUCUGGCUCACAAAGGCCCUCGCAUCAUGCUGAUCAAAGCUUCGUACGCCCCAAAGCACUAAUGCUGGCAAACACCUCCCCUGAAACCAGUCAGUCGAACGACGUCCGAAGGGACGGACACGAGAGGUUAUAUCCCAUACGGUCGAUGCCUAGUGCUCCGAUAGCACAGGUGUUAAACAGCGAGGCGAAUGUGCUUGGGGCUGCACAGUCUGUAUCAUCGACUUUUGCCUCGUCAACGACGCCCUUCAGUGGAAGACUAGUUGACUUGCUUUUGGACAGCCCGGAUCAUGCAAGGCAAAGAUGGGAUCAGGAACAGCAAUUUCUCCAGCCUGAAAACACAGGAUGCAGUACUUCUGUCAUCAAAUUACCGAGGCUACCGCAACCUCCUAAGCGGACAGCAAAACGACCUAGAAUACCGCCGUUGCUGCAGGGUUUGCAUCAACCUCCUCCGCUUCCGCCUGAGGGGAGACUCUUCCCGCCGAUUACUGGGGAAAAGAAUGCAUUCGCAGGCGAGAGAGGGUACGAUGCGCGUUUUGAAGAAUCUAGGGGCAAGGACGUGGAUGAUCAUGCUUUUCUCGAAGGUGGUGCAUUGGACUAUAGCAAAACCAUUCAAAGCGCUGAACAUCCAUCCGUCUCUCAAGCGGCACCUCAGUCUGUGUCUUCUAGUACACCAGACGCAGUCCAUGGGGCCGAUUUAACAACAAACAACGUCACGGGCACUUUAGCGCCGUCCCAAACUAAGCGUGGAAAGAAACGAAACAAAUGGUCUGAGCAAGAGACCAAAGAUUUGCUUAUAGGAGUCAGCAGGUAUGGUAUAGGCAAUUGGAAGAAGAUACUACAGGAUCCAGAUUUUGCGUUCAACAACCGCACGGCCGUUGAUCUGAAAGACCGUUUCCGAGUGUGCUGCCCGGGUGAAGGUCUAAAGCCACGGCAACCAAGGACGAAAGCAAAAGAGAAGGUAAACUUGGAUGAGACGGCCUCUGGUUUGCCAAACCAAACCAUCCAUACCCAUCAGCACUCUCUUCCUAUCAGUGGUCAUAAUAACGGCAAUAACUUGAUUUCGAAUCCCCCCAGUCCUACAGAAAAUCAACCACGGGGAGCAACUCGUAGCAAAACCACAACGCAUCUAGACCUCGCCGAGCUCGGUAUUCGCGAACCAUUUUCAAAAAUCACACGUCGACCGCGCCGAGCCUUCAGUGCACGCGAUGACGUCAAUCUUCUCAAGGGCUUUGAGAAAUAUGGAUCUGUUUGGCAUCUGAUGCGUGACGACGAGGAUCUAGACUUUGCUACUCGGCAUCCUACGGAUCUGCGCGAUCGUUUCAGAAUCCGCUAUCCGGACAAGUACGCCAAAGCAGGAUAUAAACUCAAAGCAAAAGAAAAAGAACGCACAUCAUCGAAUCAAGCACAUGUCCAAGAGCAAGAGAGACACGAUGAUUCUGCGCAACCAGAGCAGACUUUCCUGGUCCACAGUUCCUCACAGCAAGCUCAAACACAGCACCCACAACACGACUCGAUUACCAUGGGAGGCAAAGACAUGCACCCUUCCAACAAUAACAAUAACAACGGAGCAAACACCAACAUGUCAUCCCACCUGCCUACUCCCAACAACAACAACAAUAAUAAUCAUCACAACCCAGCUCUAAAGUCUUUCAACUCGUCGUCUUACCUCUCCGACCCUCUCCCGACCCUUCCUUUCGACGACGCAGAUCCCGAUCUCACACAAGACAUGAGUACUGUAGGCGACGAGAGUCCCAUAACUCUAAGUCGGAAUAUCCUCCGCUGGGCUGACGCAAAUCCAUCUUCGCUCUACGCUUUCACCCCUGCUGUUUCUUCUUCCUCGACGUCGGCGGGGAAUAUGCAUGGUGUUGGUCAUAGUAAUAAGGGUGAGGGAGGAACUAGUGGGGGGUCAAAUGGGUUCGCAGGAGGAGGCCAGCAGCAGCAGCAGCAGAUGGAGGGAGGAAGGGGGACGGCGUUGCCUGAGGCGGAUACUUGGCUGCUAGGCGGCGAGAGAGUCCAGGCGUUUGGCAUGUAUAGAUAUCGAUCUUGA